CACAACCUUUUUUUUUUUCCUCCCGGACGGAGUCUUAUUAAUUUCUCGGUGGGGCUGCAGCUGGAGACCGCGGAGCGUUGGAAAUGACGCUCGGAGCUUUAAUUACCGCAGCCGCCGGACAAGUGUGAAGAAAGCUGACAGCAAAAAAAAAAAAAAAAAAACAAAACAUAAAAGGACAGGAUCGGGGGUGAAGCGAGAAGCUUCCCCCUCCCGCCCCUUUCCUCCCAAUUUGGACUGGAGGUGCAAGGAAACUGAAAAGGGAGUCGAACAGAGUCGGGCUGGGGGGAGAGGCCGGAAACCUACCGCCUGUUUGCAAUCAACUUUUUUUUUUUUUUUUUUUGGAAACCCUUUUCCGAACCCUUCCUUUUUAUUGUUGGCCAACCAGGGCGAGAGAGCGAGAAAGUAAGGAGGGAGCGAGAAAACGGAGGCUCACACGGGGACGUAGCUGCCCGGUCCGGCUCGGAGCGCCGCCGCACACCCUCCAGUACACUCCCACCCGCGCGCGCCCUCCCGCGCACCCUCUCCCGGUCCUCCGGGUCCGGGCCCUAGACCCGCGGACGCGGACUCAGUCGCCCGCGCUCGGAGCUGGUGCACCGCGCGCGCCAGUGCCCCUCGCGCCCCCACGCGCGCCCGGCCGAGGGAUCUCCUCCGCGUGCCCGAAAGGGGAUUAUGCCAUUUGGACAUGUAAUUGUCAGCACUGGAUCUGAGACUUCCAAAAAAUGAAGCUGGCGACAGGACUGUGGGUCUGGGUGAGCCUUCUCGUGGCGGCGGGGACCGUCCAGCCCAGCUCUUCUCAGUCAGUGUGUGCAGGCACAGAGAAUAAGCUGAGCUCUCUCUCUGACCUGGAGCAGCAGUACCGAGCCUUGCGCAAAUACUAUGAGAACUGUGAGGUAGUCAUGGGCAACCUGGAGAUAACCAGCAUCGAGCACAACCGGGACCUCUCCUUUCUGCGGUCUAUACGAGAAGUCACAGGCUACGUGUUGGUGGCUCUUAAUCAGUUUCGCUACCUGCCUCUGGAGAACUUACGCAUUAUCCGUGGGACAAAGCUUUAUGAGGAUCGAUAUGCCUUGGCAAUAUUUUUAAACUACAGAAAAGAUGGAAACUUUGGACUUCAAGAACUUGGACUGAAGAACUUGACUGAAAUCCUAAAUGGCGGCGUCUAUGUAGACCAGAACAAAUUUCUCUGUUAUACAGACACUAUUCAUUGGCAAGAUAUUGUUCGGAAUCCAUGGCCUUCCAACCUGACCCUGGUGUCAACAAAUGGUAGCUCGGGAUGUGGACGUUGCCAUAAGUCCUGUACUGGCCGAUGCUGGGGACCCACAGAGAAUCAUUGCCAGACUUUGACAAGGACUGUGUGUGCGGAACAGUGUGAUGGCAGAUGCUAUGGACCCUACGUGAGUGAUUGCUGUCACCGAGAAUGUGCUGGGGGCUGUUCGGGACCGAAGGACACCGACUGCUUUGCAUGCAUGAAUUUCAAUGACAGUGGAGCAUGUGUUACUCAGUGUCCACAAACUUUUGUCUACAAUCCUACUACCUUUCAACUGGAGCAUAACUUCAAUGCAAAAUACACCUAUGGAGCAUUUUGUGUCAAGAAGUGCCCACAUAACUUUGUAGUUGACUCCAGUUCCUGUGUGCGUGCUUGUCCUAGUUCCAAGAUGGAAGUAGAAGAAAAUGGGAUUAAAAUGUGUAAACCUUGCACUGACAUUUGCCCAAAAGCUUGUGAUGGCAUUGGCACAGGAUCAUUGAUGUCAGCUCAGACCGUGGAUUCUAGUAAUAUUGACAAAUUCGUAAACUGUACCAAAAUCAAUGGGAAUUUGAUCUUCCUUGUCACUGGUAUUCAUGGGGACCCUUACAAUGCAAUUGAAGCCAUAGACCCAGAGAAACUGAAUGUCUUUCGGACAGUCCGAGAGAUAACAGGUUUCUUGAACAUACAGUCAUGGCCUCCAAACAUGACCGACUUCAGUGUUUUUUCUAACUUGGUAACCAUUGGUGGAAGAGUACUCUAUAGUGGCCUUUCCUUGCUUAUCCUCAAGCAACAGGGCAUCACUUCUCUACAAUUCCAGUCCUUGAAAGAAAUCAGUGCGGGGAACAUCUAUAUCACUGACAACAGCAAUCUGUGCUAUUAUCAUACCAUUAACUGGACAACACUGUUCAGCACAGUCAACCAAAGGAUAGUGAUUCGGGACAAUAGGAAAGCUGAAAACUGUACUGCUGAAGGAAUGGUGUGCAACCGUCUCUGUUCAAAUGAUGGGUGUUGGGGACCUGGGCCAGACCAGUGCUUGUCAUGCCGUCGCUUCAGCAGGGGAAGGACGUGCAUAGAGUCUUGUAACCUCUAUGACGGUGAAUUUCGGGAGUUUGAGAAUGGCUCCAUCUGUGUCGAGUGUGACCCCCAGUGUGAGAAGAUGGAAGAUGGCAUCCUCACGUGCCAUGGACCGGGACCUGACAACUGUACAAAGUGCUCCCAUUUCAAGGAUGGCCCAAACUGUGUGGAAAAAUGUCCAGAUGGCUUACAAGGGGCAAACAGUUUCAUUUUCAAGUAUGCUGAUCAAGACCGAGAGUGCCACCCGUGCCAUCCAAACUGCACCCAAGGGUGUAGCGGUCCCACUAGUCAUGACUGCAUUUACUACCUUUGGACGGGCCAUUCCACUUUACCACAACAUGCUAGGACUCCUCUAAUUGCAGCUGGAGUCAUUGGUGGGCUCUUCAUCCUGGUCAUUGUGGGCCUAACAUUUGCAGUUUAUGCUCGAAGGAAGAGCAUCAAAAAGAAAAGAGCCUUAAGAAGAUUCCUGGAAACAGAGCUGGUAGAACCCUUAACUCCCAGUGGCACAGCGCCCAAUCAAGCUCAACUUCGUAUUUUGAAAGAAACUGAGCUCAAAAGAGUGAAAGUCCUUGGUUCAGGUGCUUUUGGGACUGUUUAUAAAGGUAUUUGGGUCCCUGAAGGAGAAACAGUGAAGAUUCCUGUGGCUAUUAAGAUCCUUAAUGAAACAACUGGUCCCAAAGCCAAUGUGGAAUUUAUGGAUGAAGCCCUAAUCAUGGCAAGUAUGGACCAUCCACACUUAGUUCGAUUAUUGGGUGUGUGUCUGAGCCCAACCAUUCAGCUGGUCACACAGCUUAUGCCCCAUGGCUGUCUGUUGGAUUAUGUCCAUGAACACAAGGAUAACAUUGGAUCACAGUUGUUGCUUAACUGGUGUGUCCAGAUAGCUAAGGGAAUGAUGUACCUGGAAGAAAGACGGCUUGUUCAUCGGGACUUGGCAGCCCGUAAUGUCUUAGUGAAAUCUCCAAACCAUGUGAAAAUCACGGAUUUUGGACUAGCAAGACUCUUGGAAGGAGAUGAAAAAGAGUAUAAUGCUGAUGGAGGAAAGAUGCCAAUUAAAUGGAUGGCUCUGGAGUGUAUACAUUAUAGGAAAUUCACCCAUCAGAGCGACGUUUGGAGCUAUGGAGUCACUAUAUGGGAACUGAUGACCUUUGGAGGAAAACCUUAUGAUGGAAUUCCAACCAGAGAAAUUCCUGAUUUAUUAGAGAAAGGAGAACGUUUGCCUCAGCCUCCCAUCUGCACUAUUGACGUUUACAUGGUCAUGGUCAAAUGUUGGAUGAUUGAUGCUGACAGUAGACCUAAAUUUAAGGAACUGGCGGCUGAAUUUUCAAGGAUGGCUCGAGACCCUCAAAGAUAUCUAGUUAUUCAGGGUGAUGAUCGUAUGAAGCUUCCCAGUCCAAACGACAGCAAGUUCUUUCAGAAUCUCUUGGAUGAAGAAGAUUUAGAAGAUAUGAUGGAUGCUGAGGAAUACCUGGUACCUCAAGCUUUCAACAUCCCUCCUCCCAUCUAUACUUCCAGAUCAAGAAUUGACUCAAAUAGGAGUGAAAUUGGACACAGCCCUCCUCCUGCCUACACCCCUAUGUCAGGAAACCAGUUUGUCUACCGAGACGGGGGCUUCGCUGCAGAACAAGGAGUGCCCAUGCCCUACAGGGCCACCACCAGCACAAUCCCAGAAGCCCCCAUUGCUCAGGGGGCUACCGCAGAGAUUUUUGAUGACUCCUGCUGUAAUGGCACCUUACGCAAGUCCAUGGCACCCCAUGUCCAAGAGGACAGUAGCACCCAGAGAUACAGCGCUGACCCCACAGUGUUUGCCCCAGAACGGAGCCCACGAGGAGAGCUGGAUGAAGAAGGUUAUAUGACUCCUAUGCGAGACAAACCCAAACAAGAAUACCUGAACCCUGUGGAGGAGAACCCUUUCGUCUCUCGGAGGAAAAAUGGAGACCUUCAGGCUUUGGAUAAUCCCGAAUAUCACAGUGCUUCCAGUGGUGCACCCAAGGCAGAGGAUGAGUAUGUAAACGAGCCGCUGUACCUCAACACCUUUGCCAACGCCUUGGGGAACGCCGAGUACCUGAAGAACAGCGUACUGUCUGUGCCAGAGAAGGCCAAGAAAGCAUUCGACAACCCCGACUACUGGAACCACAGCUUGCCACCUCGGAGCACCCUUCAGCACCCAGACUACCUGCAGGAGUACAGCACAAAAUAUUUUUAUAAACAAAAUGGACGGAUCCGGCCUAUUGUGGCAGAGAAUCCCGAAUACCUCUCUGAGUUCUCGCUGAAGCCAGGCACUGUGCUGCCUCCGCCGCCCUACAGACACCGGAAUACUGUGGUGUGAGCUCCGCAGUGGUUUUCAGGCGGAGAGACACACCCACUCUAAUUUCCCGCCGCCUCUCUUUCUCUUGUUUUCUUCCUUCUACUCCUAAGGCCAGUAGUUUUGACACUUCCCAGUGGAAGCUAUAGAGAUGCAAUGCUAAUUUUGUGCUUAUCUAACUUGAACAUUAGAAGGAAGGACGAAAGAGAAAGAGAGGAGGAACCACACUGUUUCUUCAUUUCUCUGCAUGGGUUGGCCAGGAGACUGGAACAGCUAGAAAAGGACACGCAAAUAGGAGGCAAGACUGCCUGCCGUCAAACUAGUUCUCAGCGUCCCCCAUCCCACCAUUUUUUUCUUUUUAUUCCUUCCUUCCUUUCUUUCAAAGCAGAUGCUUGAAAGAUCCAAGCUAUCUAUUCCUAUCUGCAGGAACUGAUCCGUAUAUUUUCAGCAUCCCUGGUAAUCCUAAGGACGUUUUCAGUAGAACAAAAGGAUAACCUUUUCUAUAAUGUAUGAUAGUAACUUAAGAUUGAAAAUCCAAACUCUCUCUCCACCAGUGUCUGUCUUGACAAGCAAGAAUGGCCAACUCAGCCUUCAUAAUUUUUGAAUCUUCAUCCAAGUUAUAACCAAUAAUUAUGUUUGGGGAGCUUUUUUGUUUUAUCACUUUGUUUUGCUUUGAUCUUUCUCUUCAUAUUACUUUCUCCUAUAUCUUCAGCUUUAAUUUGUAAUUGCAAAGUUUUUACAUCAAACCUUCUUAGGUGUUGCUAUAAAUUGAAAGAAUUGUAAAAAGAUAUUUUAAUAUGGUGAAAUGGCCACUAUUUUAAAUAUACAGUCUUUAAAAUUAGAAGGGGAGGCCAAGGUAUUGGUCAAACAUAACAUUAAAUCUAACGUUUGUGUCUUACAGUAUUGAAUAUGGAUUCUCCUCCCUCCCUUCCUUUAUAUUCUUCAUUUUCUUCCCCUCUAUGAAAGACAGUACUUGAUAGGUAGUAAUAAUGUUAAGAAUAGAAGGGAAACUAAGAGACCGUUCUGCGUGAUUUAUAAAAACUACUGACACUUUCAGGGGUGGUCCAAUGGGGAAUCCUUUGAACUGGAAGAAACACACUGGAUUGAGUACGUCUACCUGAUAGAUACUCAGAAAUGUAGUUUGCACUUGAGCUGCAGUUUUAUUUGUUCUCUUUCUGAACUUCAUUUUGGAUUUUGAAUGAAGCAAUACGGAAGCAACCAGCACAAUAACACGUUUGAGUACAUUUUUUUAAAGAGCUAAGAUAAAGAAAGACUGUGGAAAUGCCAAACCAAGCAAGUUAGGAUUUUGGAACAGUAUCAGGGGAUUAUGGUGAAAGAGUCAGUACAUGCUCCACAUGUAAUAUCACAUUUUCUACAUGAGGAAAGUUGUCCAGUUUGUACACUCCAUUUGAAGGAAUGCAAGUAAGGAUUGGCUUAAAUUCCAUGGAAUUUUUAGUAUAAGACUCAUUCGUAUUAAGUGGAAGGUAACUUUGCACCUAAAUUGGUAUAACAAAAAGAAAUAAAUAAACAUUCACUGCUUUAGAUAGAUCCUUGGGUUAAGAGUUGUAAAUAAAUGUGAAAAAAGUUUCUCAUGUAAUUAUUUUAAUAUACAACAUACUACCCUUCUGAUACCUUAUAUGAUAACUCUUUUUCUUCAAACGGCAUCCUAGUUCUAGAGCCAUCUUUAUUGUGUAUCAUUUUGAAGAAUACCUAUUGAGUUAAGAUGAGCAAUAGAAACAAAGGAUAGGGUUGAGUUUUCAGAAAAAUGGAGGCCUCAGGUCAGCAAUUAGAAAAAUUGGAUAUAAAUCUGCCCCUUCUAGGAAAAUCUGCCCCAAUUUAUUUGGAAUUUUGUAAAAUAUAUUUCUUUCCAGUGAUAAAAUAUUGGGAAUUUGAAUGUAUCACCUGGUGGUGGUGGUUUAGUCGCUAAGUCAUGUCCAACUCUUGAGACCCCAUGGACUGUAUCCCGCCAGGCUCCCCCAUCCAUUGGGUUCUCCAAGCAAGAAUACUGGAGUGGGUUGCCAUUUCCUUCUCCAGAAUGAAUCACCUAAUUGAAAACAGACUGAAAAUCUCCAUGGGAAAUAGUCGGGAAAAAAAUGACAAGAAAUCUAGGUUUCUGCCUAUUUUGAAAAAGUAAGUCUCUCCACCCAUUCAUCUCCCUUAUUUUUCAAUUCAUAUUUAUUUAUAGUCUACUAAAAGCACUGUGUUAUGUGGGGAACACCCAGAUAAAUGCAAUACUAUCCCUAACUUUAAAAUUUUACAAUUAAAAUGUAUUUGGAAUGACAUUUAAUUUUUUUUUUAUAAUUCAAAGAAUACAGUUGCAUGGACUCUUUUUUGAACAAUUGUAUAAAAUCAGCUAUUUGUUAAAAGAUCUUCUGUGAACUCAUCUGGAACAUGAGUGAAACGUCCUACAAGUUACUGAAAGUAACGCAUAGGAUAGUUUCAGUGUUAUCAUCCAAACGCAAACUGGUCUAGAAGGGUAUUGUAUCACUGGCUAAGUGUCAUUUCCGGAUUCUAACUUAGCCAUUAAAUCAGCAGUAGAUGUUGGUUUUUGCCCAAGAACAUUGGAGACAUUGGAAUUGUUUUCUUCUGAAGUUGCGAAAAGUGAGGGAAGCUAAAAGAAUGAGGUCGAGUAAGAAGGGGUUUUAUGAGAGCCCUUACAGUGAAUUUCAAGCAUGAGUUUCCCAAGGGUGAAGACAGAAUGAUUCAGGGCCACAGCCUAAAAGCUCAGAGUUCUUCCACCCAGUCAGAGGAAUCUCCAGGAAAAGCAGUCCUCACAUCAUCACUUAUAGAAGUUUAGAUAGAAACCUCUUUUUCUAGACAAAUCUGUACCAACUUAUUACUGACAGUAUCCUUGUUGGAUACUAGAGCUUGACUUUUUCUCCUGAUUUACGAUAUUCAGAUGGUUUUUUGGGGGAAAUGACAAGCAGAAUCACUUAGAGAAGGAAAGAAAAUUAUUUUACUGUUAAAGUAAUAGAAAUAUAUUCAGUAAAGGUAGUAUCUCCUUCAUCCUGGGAACAUAACACUUUUACAUAACAGGUACUAAUAACUGGAGAUAGAUGCACGUAUAAUCCAAAAUGACCUAAAAUGCCUCACAAGAAUCUAAUUGUUCCUUUUGAAUGAUUUCUCUAGUACAUACUUGAUUUCAAUUGUUUUAGUUUCUCUUUUGUGUUGUUUUUGUUUCCCCCAGGAAAACAUAUUUCAAAGUGUAUGAGAGGGAGAAAAAAAAAAGUUUAUUUGUUCCAAAGAAUAACUUACUCGACUCAAUAGAGUGAAAUUUUAAAAUGCCAAUUAAAGCCUUCAAAGUGCAUUGGGAUUACAGAGUAUUGCAGGCUAGUUGUAUUAAUGCAAAUAUGCAGAACCAAUUAAAUAAAGUUGAAGAAAAUAGUCAAAUUACACAGACUGUAUUUUUUUUAAAUCAUCAAAUCUUGUAGCUUAGACCUAUCUUGGGGAAUCUUAUUUCCAAGUAAGGAAAACUAUAUAACUAAUUGGUUGUUCAGGGCAGUAGUUCUUAGAUAGGUAAGAAAAGAUGUCUUCUAAACCAAGGUAGACCCAAAACCACAAAGCAACCUGAACCACAAAGUUGUUAAUCAACUGAAUAACAGUUGAUUUUCCAAAUUACUAGUGUCACAGUUGAGGAGCAGAGUUCUUUCUUGGGUAAUAUUCUUGACAUGGAAUAAAAAAUCAAUGCAAAACUCAAAUAAGAUUAAAAUGUAUAAAGUAAAAAUUUGAGUUUGUUUUCUUAGUAGGUCAGGAAGAAUGAAUAUUUGUAGUUGGAGAAGAGAAAUAGUGUUAUUUUAAGUGUAUAAUGUAAUGUAUAUGAUAUACCUUGUAAAUCAGGACUUGGCAUGAAGAUCAUGUGUAUUUCCAAUGCCUAGGACAAACCAGCAGGACUGUGAGGUUCUGCUUGUAGAUGAAGUUGGAAGUGUUAUCAACAUGCUUUUUGAAGUGUCAAAAAUUAAAAAAAAAAAAAAAAGGAAAUUGGUUAAGCCUGACAGGGAAGGAUGUAAAUACAUGUUUUUCUAGAGCUAUCUAAACUUUAUUUCAAAACUUGAAUUAUUCAUCCAUCUAUAAAUGUUGAUUAGUUAACUAGUAUAUGUAGUUCAUAAGGUAAUAGAAAAGGUGACCAUGAAAGCUUGUAUAUAUCUGGGCAGAACCAUGAAAAUGCUGUAAGAUGUAGAUUUAGUUAGGUUAACAGAUGUUAAAUGAUUUUAAUACCAUGAAAUAAAUCAAACUAGGAAACUAAUCACAAAAAUAAUGUAGCAAAAUAAAAUGCAGGCUAUGAAGACGUAGGAUGGAUUUUGUGUAGUAAAAAAAUGUUUGUCACUUAAAUUUAUUAUUUGUUAGGUUUAGCUGAAAGUAGGCAUAUAAAAAGUCAGUUUCACUAAUGAAAACUUGCUUUAAAGCAUUACAAUUCUUUUCCCAUUCUCUUAUUCCUUGACUGCUUGUAAAAUGGUUUCCAUGUAAAGAGAAAAUUUUCAGAUAUGUUUUGCAAAACACCACCGUGUAGAGUUUAACAGGCAAAUAUGAUACAAAUGACUUUAAGUAAGAAGUUUCAAAAUGAAGUGAAGGAAAUGAAAAUGUUCUAUUACCUUAUGCAGAGACAAAAGAAUGAGUAGCACCAUAUAGCAAACAAACAAAAUGCAUUUAAUUUUGUGACAUAUCCUUUCUUUUUUCCAUGAUACUGUCCAUUUCCAAAAUGAACCCAAGGAAUUUAUUAACAGUAUUCUGAGAAAUAAAUACUAAAACAAGCUGCUGUAUUUCCAUUAUUUUGGACUCUAGUUAAUAACCAGAUAAUUUUUAAUAGGACUGAUGAGAAUUUCAGGUGGAUAAGCUUCUAGUUGCUGAAAAGCCAGAAAAGUAAAUCUGCUCUUUAUGCUGAAGGCAGAGAAUUCUGCUUGGCCUCUCAGUAUAUAUGGCCUUUAAAGGACAGUCUUGUACCCAUGCAGACACCUAAAGGCAGACUCAUAUCUCCUGCCAUUUGCUUAAGAAGGAAUAAUAUUACAGAGAUAUAGACUGGACAUCAUUUUAAAGUAACAGCAUCAAUGGAGACCUUGCUGUUGUUUAUACCUCUGGGUAGAAGUAAUACAAUCUUUUCUAAUCCCAGAGAAACUUUGCAAGAGUUGUUCUUUCCACAAUUGCAAACAUGAAGCUGUUGUGGGCAACAUGUUGGGUGAGGAGCCCUUGUGUUUUUAUAUGGAAACGAUUUUUCACACUAUGGGCUGCUUUGUUCUUUUCAUUAAAAAAGAAGUCUCUGUAAAAAAUAAAAGACUAAAAAUUUAAACCCUUGAUUCAAGUCCCCUGAUUUUAUAGUUGCAAAAAUAUAAGACUUGUCACUUUUGCAGACCCCUGCCUCACCGCUUCAGAGUCAGGUGAUCUUUAGGGCCCAGAAAUGCUUCUCUAGUUAUGAGCUGAAAAGACUCUAAGCCCUAAUUUCAUGGAGGUAUUCACAUGCUUGCUCUGGAAAAUACUCUUUGAUAGUCAGCUCUACAAGUAAGUGAUUAUCUUGUUAGGAAUCACAGAAAAAUUCAUUUUUCUCUGGACAUUAUAGGAAAAUCCUGGCCUUACUUCUUUUCCUCUUGGCAUGAUUACUCUGUUUUCCUCACUUACUGCCACCUCAGUUCAAAGUGGCCCUCGUGAUGCUGUGCCUAUCUCAAGCCAUAGUAGAACUGUGAGGUCCCACAUGUUGCUUUGUGAAAUACUGAUUUAGCCUCUGCCCACAAACGUCUGACUUUUCCAUAAAAAGUACUAACAAUCUGGACAUUGUUUAAAUUAUUUCUUAAAUAAAUGACUGCACAGAGUAUGCUUUAUGAAAUUAAAAUUAUGCUUUUCCAUGAAGAUUGAGUCUCUUACUUUGUCCUUUGUCAGAAUUUGAGACGAGUCAGCCUGUGAUGAAUCUUGAAACACAUAUGUGCACAUACACUUGGUAGGUUUUAGACUUAAUCAUUUCAUAAAAACUUUACAUUCUAAUAAGCUAUUGUGCCAGCAAAUUAACUUAUUGACUUUAUUUAUCUUACUUUGCUCCUGAUUGCAAAUAUUUUACAGCUGCUGUAUGUUUGUUUGUUUGUUUUUCUCAUAACAAAGAGUCUUACAAUGGUAAAGGCUGUUCAGCUCCGAGAACCACCUGUAACUCUUUACUGGAUCGUUCAUCCAUCUGACAAAUAUAUAAUGAAUGCAGUUUCACGGAAAUGAAAAUCCACGCUGUCUAAUAAAUCGCCAUUUUUUCCUCUACUUUUGCUCUUUCAGGAUGUUUUUCUUUCAAUGCUCUAAGAAUUUUACAUGUAUCACCACGACACGUGGUUAUAUUUGCUCAAAUAUACAAAUACAAGAAAACAAAAUUUCAUACCUGUAGGCAAUAGCCUAACUUGUUCAAACCACUUUGCCUUUACUGCUAUUUUUAUCCCUGAUGUGUAGCUGUUUUUUCCCCAGGCCUGUAGCUGUUUUGAAGGAAAGCAAAUCAUACCUCCUAAGUAAUGACAUCACCUGAUUCUUCAGUAUCAUUUCCAGAUUUUUCAGUUAAUUAGGGGGGUGGAUGGGGGUUGUACAUUUUCCCUAAUGUGAGAGUCAUUUUCCUGUAUAUUUCUGGAUCUCUCAGGGGCUGGGUGGGGGGAGCGAGGGGGUUACACCAUAGCACUCCAAGAAUCCUUUGGGAUUACUUCAGUAAUCAACUGCGGAAGUUAUUUUCUAAGUGUAGAUAUGUAAGCUGUUCUUUUAAAGUAAGGUACUUUGGAAUAUGUAGCAUAAAUUGGUACUGCUGUUAAAUGGGUCGAUUAUUAAACUGAGCAGCUGUGCGAGGGCAGCUAACUUUGAAUGCACAUCUCACUGGCUGGUGUGCCUACAUCUCUUGUUGUGAGCACCAGGAACUUGAGUUCCUGCAGGUCAAAACUGCAUUUUCACACGACCUGACUACUUGUUCAUCUUUCUUGAGCACCAUUACAGUAAGGUCAAAUGAAAAUGAAAUUGAUCUGCUAGAUAAUUCAGAGCACAAAAAUAAAUAAAUAAUAAUAAGUUACAUGAAAUCCUCUCUCAAGCAUUUAUCUCAUACAUGCAUCAAAGUAGUUGACUAAGAUCAGUUCAGGUGAUAAAGGGAGACACUUUACCAAAAAGGCAGAGGCUUAAGGUAUUAUAUACAUUUGUAUUCAUUUCCUUAUGUUCUUAACUUGUAAACAGAAAACAAGCCCUCUCUCUUCUGAAGUAUCUUCAAAGGACAGGGGUGCAAGAAUACCUAGCUGGUAAGCCAUUGAUGUUUCAUUUAAAUCCCAGUGUUCAAAGUUAGCUGCCUUUUUGAAAUAAACAAACAAAAAAUACUACUGUAUGUUUGAAAAUGUGAAUAGUAUUUUUAUAGCUUGUUAAAGACAUGGCUAGUUGCAUUUGUAAAUAGGGAUACUGUUGCUUUGAUUUUCCUCUGUGGACAUCUUUAUUUGGAACAUAAUUGUCUUUAGGGUUGAUUUGUAUAUAAGUAAUUGGCUUGUGAUUGUUUCUUUUGGGUUGGAAGUUAUCAUUCUGACAUUACUUGUGAUUCUGUGUUCAGCACUAUGGUGACGUGUUCAACCUCUGCACUCGCUUACACAAUAGGAUAUGCCAAUUGUGUGUGGUGUAAUGUUAUUUUGAUUUUUUUUUUCUAUUUCAUCUAUGAAGGAUUAUGCACUUAACACAUACUAACUUUUUUAAUGUUAGGUAUAUUUUUAGUAUAAUUUCCCUUGUUCUUUCCUCCCCUCCAACCCUUCACCCCACCCUCCUCCCCUUCUCCUUUUCUGUUGUUAUUUGAGAAUGAGGGACAAACAGUAUUUUAAAUUUCUGUAAUUAGGCUUUUCUGUUAGUUCUCAAGGAUCCUCUCUUGGCUCUUGGGAAAGAAUUGUACCUGUACAGGCAAUUAUAGAAUGCGACCUGCUUUGCCUCAUUCCAUACUGAUCAUCCCAGCUGAACAAUUUGAAAACUGUUCUGCCUUUUUGUUACAUGAAUCUGUCAGAAAUAUAUUUUUAAUUUAAUAUAAAUGAAAUUCAAUAAAAUAUGAAACAAA
This is a messenger RNA of Capra hircus (goat), 12639 nucleotides long. RefSeq names its product erb-b2 receptor tyrosine kinase 4 (gene ERBB4). The record is from RefSeq and is a predicted model, not a curated record. Gene Ontology annotation, cellular component: basal plasma membrane; signaling receptor complex. Bases 720 to 4646 code for a protein of 1308 amino acids. Lineage: Eukaryota; Metazoa; Chordata; Mammalia; Artiodactyla; Bovidae. Gene Ontology annotation, biological process: protein phosphorylation; positive regulation of kinase activity; positive regulation of cell population proliferation. The transcript is spliced from 28 exons. Gene Ontology annotation, molecular function: transmembrane receptor protein tyrosine kinase activity; ATP binding; epidermal growth factor receptor binding.